AUGUCGGACGACGAGGGCCCCGCUUCGGUCCAUAGCGCAUCUCCAGCGGCCAUAGCCAAUAGCGGCAGUCGUGUUCCCGUCCCAGCCGAUGUAUACCAUCCUGACGAGAAGAUGGAUCCGACCCCACCCCUCUCCAGCUUGCAGGAGCGGGACUUUAUCGAGCCGUUAUCGCGGCGGGCGAGCUUCAUGGGACAUCUGGCGGACUCGCGAGAGUCACAAUUUCACGUGCAGGAUCGCAGCGAGCUGGAGCGAUACUUUCACGGGCCCCGCAACAUAACCCAGCACUCGAAAUGGCCAAUCGUCAUGCGAGUUCAGGGGGAAUGGGCAGAUGGACGCAAGUAUUGGGCCUCGCUGGUUCAGACGUCGCGCAAUCUGGCCCGCAUCAUUUGGGUACACUUCGGCGAACGGGAGGGAGAGGAGGGCAAGGUGGAUCUUUUGAGAAAACUGACUGCCAUGAACCUGAUCCUCGCAUUCGCCGUGGCUCUAAAACACAAGCUCCGCUUUGAGCCUGAUGUCGCAUAUGAGGACUUGGCGGGCCUCAUCGCCCAUCUAGAUACCUUUGCCCUCGACGCCCAUGACCAUGACUCUAUGCAUCCCCGGUCGAAAACCCGAUGGAAGUCCGUAGGAGAGUACUUGGGUCUUUCAUUCGCAAAGUCCAAUCCGCGCAAGCUGGUGAAGCGGUCCAAGAAGCCGCUAGGACAUCUUCCGCUUGAGAUCCUCCACCAUUUAUCUGCCUAUAUCCAUUCGUGUACGAAGAAUGGCACGCUCUCUCUGGCCCAAUAUCAGGGGCAGUCGAUGACUAUGAUGACCUCGCUAACCGAGAUCUUGACUGGGACGGAGCGGGUGCUAGACACCCCUCUCCCAGCCGCAUAUAGCAUCGCCAUUGCCCAGAUUUCUUGGAUCUAUGUUAUGGUCCUCCCCUUCCAGCUGUAUGGUUUCCUGAGCUGGAUUACCAUCCCAGCUUCUAUGGUCGCCGCGUACAUUAUCCUCGGUCUACUCGCCAUUGGCAGUGAAAUUGAGAACCCCUUCGGCCAGGACGUUAACGAUCUCCAACUCACCACAUAUUGUCGCCAGAUUGCCCAGGAGCUUGAUAUCAUCACAGCUACUCCGCCUCCAAAUGUGGACCACUUCACUGCCCGCCCAGAAAACCUAGUUCUGUUCCCGCUCAGCCAGGAUGGCUAUCCCGCUUGGAAGGGCCGGAGCAAGGAGGACAUCCGUGCCGCACUCCAGGCUAAGGUUGUUGCGAGUUCAAGCCGGAACCCCGCGCUGGGUGAAUCAAAUAUGUCCACCAGAACAAUGAGCUUCUCCACAAGGAAGACCAUGGAGUCUGUUUGA
This is a messenger RNA of Penicillium riverlandense, 1335 nucleotides long. RefSeq lists its product as uncharacterized. Gene Ontology annotation, molecular function: chloride channel activity. Bases 1 to 1335 code for a protein of 444 amino acids. The transcript is spliced from 6 exons. The record is from RefSeq and is a predicted model, not a curated record. NCBI's taxonomy places the organism in Eukaryota, Fungi, Ascomycota, Eurotiomycetes, Eurotiales, Aspergillaceae.